AUGGUGGAGAUGAAUGUUGUAAAAGGGGUAUACAGGAAGGAAUGGCAAGAUGGAUGCUUCUUUCGGGCUGUCGGACGCAUCUCUGUAACACCAUUAUCAUGCGAUAAGUUAUCCUUCCGUGCCUGUGCGAUUAUUCGUGGAGUGGAAGUGGGCUUGGCAGAACCGACUGUUUCCUAUAAUGUGCGGGUCGUGACUGUCCUCAGCUAUGUGCUCCAGUUCCAUCGUCCUGCCCCUCGUCUCUUCCAGCUCGAAGAUCGCGCCCUGUUAAUUAUUCAUUCUGGCCCGCGCUACAGCUUCAGUGGCAAAAUGAUGCAUCUUCUCGACGACGCAGGAUAUAACUUGUUCUGCCCUUCGAUUGCCUUCAUUGCGAACACCUCUGUGUUUCGAACUGCCAUGGGUUCUAGUGCCUGGGACGAGUAUUUGGAAACGUUGGCGGGGAUCCGCCGUUCCUCCAACUAUCUGAUCCCCGCCAGGUUGGUCUCUGGUUGGUUUGCAGAGCCGUUUCUCUCGUAA
Messenger RNA from Prorocentrum cordatum, 513 nucleotides. Lineage: Eukaryota; Dinophyceae; Prorocentrales; Prorocentraceae. The record is from the annotation of a GenBank genome assembly.